Molecule: messenger RNA, 1417 nt
Organism: Culex quinquefasciatus (southern house mosquito)
Lineage: Eukaryota; Metazoa; Arthropoda; Insecta; Diptera; Culicidae
Product: V-type proton ATPase subunit G
Exons: 3
Coding region: 153-515 (120 amino acids)
Biological process (GO): proton transmembrane transport
Cellular component (GO): vacuolar proton-transporting V-type ATPase complex
Molecular function (GO): proton-transporting ATPase activity, rotational mechanism
Source: RefSeq, a predicted model, not a curated record
UAUCUCUUUCGUUGACUGACCUGACGGAAUCAAGUGAUUUGGAAGACUUCCACCAGCAGAGGCAAAUCGUCGUCGUCGUCGUCGUCCGAUUCGAUUGGAGUUAAUCAGCCUUGACAAAAGAAGUUUUAUCUCGUUCCGCGUCGCAAUUCACGAUGGCCAGCCAAACGCAGGGAAUUCAGCAGCUGUUGGCCGCGGAAAAGCGGGCCGCCGAGAAAGUGGGCGAAGCCAGAAAGAGGAAACAGCGCCGUCUGAAGCAGGCCAAGGAGGAAGCCCAGGAGGAGAUCGAGCGAUACCGUCAGGAGCGCGAGAGGCAGUUUAAGGAGUUCGAGGCGAAGCACAUGGGCAGCCGCGAGGGCGUGGCGGCCAAGAUCGACGCCGACACGGUCAUCAAGAUCGAGGAGAUGAACCGCACGAUCUCGACGAGCAAGGCCGGCCUGAUCGAGGAGAUUCUGACGCUGGUGUACGACAUCAAGCCCCAGCUGCACCAGAACUUUAUCAAGCCCGCCAAGAACUAAGGCGUCGUAAGCGCACAAAUUUGAAUCUGUUCAAAAAGUAAAUUCUCUCUCACAAACACACCCACACACCCACAAAGAAAACAUGAACAACACAGAUUUAUUAAAGGCAGAAAUUUAGAGCGAGUCAAAUUUACAAAAUUGUAGUCAAGAAGCUAAAAAGUCGCGCCACUCUCUAUUUAAAGUUUGUUUUUUUUGUUUGCCCUCCGGAAAUAGUCGAAAGCGAUGUAAAUAAUUGUUUCCCAGUUUGUUUUCUCUCUCUAAUUAGAUAAGUGUCCACUCACAAUUGGCUUUUCGGUGCACGAAAAUAACAGGUUUAUUAUUUUUGAUUGUUUUUGUUAUAUCUUAAGAUUUAUUUCAUUUCCCUGCAAUUCAAGCUUGAAAAAGUAUUACUUGUAACAAUCCCUUUAAAUAUGCGUGUGUAACUAACAGAGAUUCACGUACUUUGUCGAAAAACAAAACAGUUUAGAAAUAAAAUUUAAAGAAAAAACAAGAAACUAUCAAACAAAAAGACAUGACAAUAUUUCUCGUUCAAUGUUUCUCUACUGUGACGCAAUAUUCAGAUCGGUGUAAAAUCAAGUGUGAAUCUCUCUAUCUCGUUUCAAAAACAAACAUUACGAACCGUUCUACUUACCAACUGCAAUUUUGGUCACACGUUCAACACACCACCACGAAGCCACUACUGUCUGUUUUUUUUCGUACCUAUUGUUUCGUUGUUGAAGUAACCUAGUUCUGUAGCCAGCAAACAAUAGUGAGUAGAGAAUAUAAAAAGAUUACAAUACAAUAGUCGUCGGAAUAUCGAUACAGCCAUGUGUGAAGUAUGAAACAAACAAUAUACUAUUAAAACAAAUCUAUUAUGGAAUGAAUAUAUCGUUACACGGAAAUAAAUAUGAUUAAAAAGCGUA